Messenger RNA from Alligator sinensis (Chinese alligator), 2858 nucleotides. RefSeq names its product V-set and immunoglobulin domain containing 10 (gene VSIG10). The record is from RefSeq and is a predicted model, not a curated record. Gene Ontology annotation, cellular component: cell-cell junction. Bases 157 to 1563 code for a protein of 468 amino acids. The transcript has 9 exons. Gene Ontology annotation, biological process: cell-cell adhesion. NCBI's taxonomy places the organism in Eukaryota, Metazoa, Chordata, Crocodylia, Alligatoridae. Gene Ontology annotation, molecular function: cell adhesion molecule binding.
CUCUGCAGCCUCCUGCCCGGCCGGGGCGCCGCAGGAACGGAAGAGGUGACCGUCGGGGAGGUUGGAGAGAGCAUCCUCCUUGUGUGCCGGAACGUGUCUGAGCAAGCAAGGGAGGUGGACUGGUUUCACGGUGUCCCAGGCAGCAUCCCCCCACUCAUGUCCUCCAAGCUCGAGCUGCCCCAGGAUGCCCGCCUCUCUUUGGUGGACAAUACUUCACUACGCAUCACAGAGCUGCGUUUGCAGGAUGAGGGCAAUUAUACCUGCAAGGAGGUCCUGAACCAGACUGCACAUGAGCACAGAGUCCAGCUCCUGGUAGCCAAUGGCCCCAGCCAUAUGACUGUCACCAUCUCCCCCUCUAUGGCACUGCCCAAUGGCACCAGGUAUGUAGAAAAAUAUGCUACUGUGGUGUUCAACUGCACCAGCAACUCCCGUCCAAAGCCCACCAUGGGCUGGACUUUCUAUCCGCCCAGUUCUUCACCUGAAGUAUUCACUGAAGACAACAGCUCCUCCAACUACUUCAUCCUGAGCAACUUUUCGCCGAGCUUACAAGGGAAUUACUCGUGCUCAGCAAGGAACCCUCUCAGCGGCAGGAGACAGACCCUGACCAAAGAACUCCUUGUCUAUUAUCCCCCACAGUCGGUCCCAAGGUGUUGGGCUCAAACCUUAGAGAUGGGGUUGAUACUGCAGCUGUUUUGCAGCUGGGCUGGAGGCUACCCACCCCCAGUCCUUCAGUGGAGGGAAGAGAAGAGAGACCUGGAGAAUUCAAGUUGUGUUGUCAACACAACAGUCACUGCAGAUACCCGUGUGGAAACAAUCAACAGCUCUCACCUCUUCCAUGGAAAGGAGUUCAAGUGUGUUGGGAACCACAUCAUAAAGGCACAGACAGCUGACCCGACCUGCACUGUACAAAUCACAAUCCCUUCAUUGGAGGCAGAGCCCCUGAAGACGUGCUUUGUGGGAGGUAAUGUGACCCUCACAUGCCGAGUGACAGAGAGCAACCCUCCAGCAAAAAUCACUUGGCUCCGGAGCAGUGGCCAUUCAGAAGCAGAGAUCCAGCCUGGCAAGAGACAUCACAUCAUGCAGGAGGGCAGCGUUUCCAGUCUCACCAUCCAGAACUGCUCCCACAGUGAUGAUGAAGGCUAUUACCUCUGCAAGGCACAAAACCCUGUGGGGCUGAGGGAAGUGUAUGUCUGCCUCACUGUAAAGAAGCCAGUGAAUAUAGUUGGAGUGGUGGGAAUGAUCGUGGUCCUCUUACUGCUGGGAAUUCUGGUCAUCUCGGGAAUUAUUUUGUACUACAAUCCGCUCCUGUGUCUGAAAGGCAGUGUGUUCAGGAAUCAAGACUCAAGUGAUGUCUUAGUGCUGGUGGACUCUGAGGCAGAAGACAAGGAGGAAGAGGAAGAAGAGGCAACCAGUGACUCCACUGUGCAUCAGGUGACAGCCCUGGUGAAUGGGAAUGGCCUACAGAUGGGUAAUGGCUACCACAUCACUGAGGGUGACAGUGAUGAGCAGCACAGCAAGAUCUCAUCAGAGGAAACAGAGCAUGAAGAGAGGCCGAUUACAUAGAGGUGUAUUCUCUCUUUACUUCGGAAAUGCAUGGAAAUCUGGGUGGAGGUUAAACUUCAAGCGCAUCAUUUACCCACAGCUUCACUAAGGCUGUUAAAAUCCUGCAGUAGGACUGGUCAGUCACACAGUUCCAGCUGUUAGUUCCUUCCUUCCCUGAUUUCCAUUUUUCUGUUUGUUAAUUCCUUCUCCAUACCCUCAACAUCUCUGAGCCUGCCACUGACUUGUUUGGGAUGCACCUGAAAAAUAAUGGUAGCUCAGCUCUCCUCAGAGCAUAGAGAAGGCAAAGACAAUGCCAGGAAUAUGCUCCUAUGGACCAGAAGAAGCAAAUUCUGUGGAAAGGAUCCCUUCAUCACUGUUAGGAUGUGCCUUGGUCUGUUUUUUAUGGUAGAGUUAAAUCAGUGGAAGGGAAUGUCAGGAUGUUUUAGAUACUGCACGGCCAGAGAAGCUGAAUUUCCCCAGGUCUGUAUGAAAUGAAUGAUCUUUUGCACUGGAAAAGCUAGAGGGAAGUCACUGAGCAUUGCACAUGGUUUUGAUGCAGAGAUCUGACCCAGUUCUAAAAUGGUGGUUCCCAAGCAUUUUGGGACAAAGGACUGGUAUUGGCCUUUAACAUUUUCUUUUGUGGCCUCAGAUCACAGUUUGGGAACUACCAUGCUAGAUUCACUGUCUAAGCCAUUGACUAGUCCCACUGUGAGCUCUGGCUGGAGGAGGAGGAAGGACAUGCCAGUCACUACACAUUUUUCCCUUUGUGUUUUUUCUGAUCAGGAAGGACAGAUGUGUUUGUAGUUAAGAUUGUAAAUAUGAGUUCUGUUUCUUCAUCUGUCACAGACUUCCAGGUGAAGAAAGUCAGAGAGUGGUCUCUAAUUAUAGAUGCAUCAGUCUGGGGGCUCCCACCUUCAGAUGAAUCUCAGGAGAUGCAACAGCCCUGUCCUGCCUUGCCCAUAUACUGCACCCCCUUCAGCACCCCUACUGCCCUGGGAAGCUAUGGGCUCAAGACAGCUUGUGCCUAUCUCAGAUUCACCCCAGAGUGAAGACUGGUGUGAGAUAUGCUGGCCUACAUUAUAGAUGGCUCUGCUGGGUCUAUAGCUCUGCCUUGCACAAUUAUUGCACAAUUAAAGCAUCCUCCAUCCUGUGAAAACCAAAUGAAUGCUGCCUUCACCACAGGUACAAAGAGCCACAGAGAAGCAGAUUUAUCUCUGUAUAUUUUUUUCCUUAAACAUAUUGCUGAGGUUUGUGUGGAUAUGAUUUUUGUUUAUAGAAUAAAUUUAUUUUUCAGACAAAUAAAACCUCUGUUUGCU